This is a messenger RNA of Diospyros lotus (date-plum), 2551 nucleotides long. RefSeq names its product protein NRT1/ PTR FAMILY 4.5-like. Gene Ontology annotation, cellular component: membrane. The coding region runs from base 252 to 2306 and encodes 684 amino acids. Gene Ontology annotation, molecular function: transmembrane transporter activity. Gene Ontology annotation, biological process: transmembrane transport. The transcript has 5 exons. Lineage: Eukaryota; Viridiplantae; Streptophyta; Magnoliopsida; Ericales; Ebenaceae. The record is from RefSeq and is a predicted model, not a curated record.
AGUAACGAGACAGUGAGAGAAAGAGAAAGAAAAUGGCGAUGAAUCUCAUGUGAUCAUCAUCUAUAUCAUCAUCGAUAUAUAUCAUCGUUAUAAACGACGAUGCCCACAUGACUGCUAUAUAGCUUUGUAAUUCCUCCAUCGCCUCCACCCUGGAGCAUGCAUUUCACCACCAGUAAUUUGUUUAAAUUGUAUCAUAUAUAGCUUCUCCUCUCUCUCCUCCUACAUACUGCCAAGCCAAAGCCCCGGCAGCCAUGGGGGACGAGGAAGUGGCAGCACCAGUCUUCUACUCAGCCCUGAAGCCAUGGACCAGUAGUUGUAGUAAUAGUGCUUACUGCGGCGGCAAAGAUCAGAAGGGUGGAUUCAGAGCUGCCUCCUUCAUCUUCGUGUUGGCGAAGUUUGAGAACAUGGCGUUCGUGUCGAACAUGGUGAGCCUGGUGCUGUACUUCAACCUGCAGAUGCACUUCGACGUACCGGGCUCUGCGAACACGCUCACCAACCUCAUGGGCUCCACCUUCUUGCUCUCUCUUGUGGGCGGCUUCAUCUCCGACACCCUCCUCAACCGUUACUCCACUGCCCUCAUCUUUGGCUUUCUUGAAGUUCUGUCACUGGUGUUGAUGACAAUCCAAGCGCACUCCCCAAGCCUACAGCCGAGCGCCUGCGGCAAGUCGAGCUGCGUGAAGGGCGGCAUAGCCGUGCUGUUCUACGCGUCGCUGUGCCUGAUGGCGCUGGGCGCCGGGGGGGUGAAGGGGGCGCUGCCGGCGCUGGGGGCCGACCAGUUCGACGCCAGGGACCCAAAAGAGGCGAAGGGGCUGGCCAGCUACUUCAACUACCUUCUGCUGAGCAGCACGCUGGGCGGGGCCAUCGGCGUCACCGUCAUCGUGUGGGUGAGCAGCAACGAGGGGUGGUGGCGCGGCUUCCUCAUUUGCACCGUCGUCACCUUCGUCGGCUUCGUUUUCAUGGCCGCCGGCAAGCCUUUCUAUCGCCUCCAGGCGCCCGUCACCGUCCCCAUCAUUAGGAUUGCUCAGGUUAUAUUUGUGGCCGUGAAGAACCGGCGGUUGAGUCCGCCGGAGAACGCCAACGAAUUGUAUGAGAUCAGUGACAAGGACUCGUUUUCACUGGAAGAGAAGAUCUCUCACACCCCUCAAUUCAGGUGCCUGGACAAAGCUGCCAUCCUGGAGCAGGACGUAGAAGACACCAAUAUUAAGUGGACGCCAUGGACAGUAUGCUCCGUGACGCAGGUGGAGGAAGUGAAGAUUCUAACCAGAAUGCUCCCCAUCAUCGCCAGCACCAUACUCAUGAACACCUGUCUGGCCCAGCUGCAGACAUUCUCCGUCCAGCAAGGCUACCGCAUGAACCGAUACCUUGGAUCCUUCGAAGUCCCCGCUUCAUCCAUCCCCGUGAUCCCCUUGCUCUUCAUGUCCAUCCUCAUCCCCGUCUACGAGUUCCUCUUCGUCCCCUUCGCCAGGAAGUUCACCGGCCACGCCUCUGGGAUCACCCAGCUCCAGCGCGUCGGAAUUGGCCUCGUCCUCUCCGCCGUCUCCAUGGCAGUCGCCGCCCUGGUUGAGGUCAAGCGCCGCCGCCAGUCCCUCAAGAACCCCCUCCAGCCCAUCAGCCUCUUCUGGCUCUCCUUCCAGUACGGCAUCUUCGGCAUCGCCGACAUGUUCACUCUCGUCGGCCUCCUCGAGUUCUUCUACAAGGAAGCCCCCGUUUGCAUGAAAUCUUUGUCCACUUCUUUCACCUGGAUUUCCCUCUCCAUCGGCUACUUCUUGAGCACCGUGUUCGUCAACAUAAUCAACUCGGUGACCAAAAGGGUGGCGCCGAGCAGACGGGGGUGGCUCUACGGGCAGGAUCUGGAUCAGGACCACCUGGAUUUGUUCUACUGGUUCUUGUCCAUUCUCAGCUGCUUGAAUUUCCUCAACUAUCUGUACUGGGCGUCCUGGUACAAGUACAAGACAGAAGAUCAGAGCAAGGCCGUUGAGUCAUCAAUGGCCAGCACUCCAGUGAGUGGCUUGCCUUUGCUGAAGGAAGAAACCGCAAAUGGAUCAGUGCCCAGCGAAGAAGAAGAAGAAAAAGAAACAGAUGAUGAGGAGGAGGAGGAGAAGGAAUCAAAGAAAGGCGGGAAAGUUGGCGUGGAGAAUGAUAAGCUGGCGACGAAGAUCAGUACCCCUUUGCCUCUGCCACUGCCAAAAAGCAGUGAUGAUAACAUAAACAAUACUAAGAGUACUGGUGCAGCCGCCAUUGCUGCAAAUGGGGAAGAAGAAGAAGGAGAUCAUGAUAGAAGUGGCCAAAUGGGAAAUAAGGAUUGAUUGAGGGGUUUGUGUUGGCCCAAGAGAAGGGAGGAUUGUUUUUAUGGUUUCUUUUCUUUUUUUUUACAUUUUUUUCUUUGUGUGUGUUGGAUAUAUAUAUAUAUAUAUAAUGGAUAAUGUAUAAUUGACAUAAAUGGUUGAGCAUGCAUUGUGCCCAAAUCAAGGACUUCAUUUUGUACCCUACCCUAAUGGUUCUUGGUUAGUAAUAAGAUUGCAAAAGAGAGGAUCCUUAAUUAUAUACCUAA